Messenger RNA from Vespa crabro (European hornet), 2035 nucleotides. RefSeq names its product tRNA dimethylallyltransferase. Gene Ontology annotation, cellular component: mitochondrion. Gene Ontology annotation, molecular function: tRNA dimethylallyltransferase activity; nucleic acid binding; zinc ion binding. The transcript is spliced from 10 exons. The coding region runs from base 380 to 1822 and encodes 480 amino acids. The record is from RefSeq and is a predicted model, not a curated record. Gene Ontology annotation, biological process: tRNA modification. NCBI's taxonomy places the organism in Eukaryota, Metazoa, Arthropoda, Insecta, Hymenoptera, Vespidae.
AACGAAUCAUCUACCUCGCGAUAUACGUUUAUUUAAAGUGUCACAUUAGAACGAGUCUAGAUCUUCAUCGAUCAUUAUUGAUAAAUUCGUAAGAUCUGACAGACGUUUAUAACGAUUUUUACGAUAACGAAAAGACGAGUUUCAUAAGAACGAAUUCAGAUUCGAGGAAGUGACCUUUGUAUAUAAUAUGAAAAAAAAAUCAUUUGUUUGUUCUUCUUUGUUACUUUUUUUCAUUAUGAUUGUCGUUGUUAUAUAUCGUAAAUAUAUUUCAUAGUGACGAGACGUAAGAAGGUUAAUAAACAAAUGAAUUUGAAAAGAAGCGCGCUCGGAUCGUGUACCAUCGUGUCUCGGAUAAACGGAACGAGUGGAACUGUGUGGAAUGCUCAGAUCGAGAAAGCGCAUGCGCAGUAAACGAAAUAGAAAGAUAUACGAGAACAGUGAAAUGAAAAUGUCGCGAGUUCCGAUAUUAGUGAUUUUGGGUUCAACUGGCUCAGGAAAAUCAAGACUUGGAAUUGAAUUGGCACGAAGAUUCUGCGGGGAAAUAAUAUCGGCGGAUAGUAUGCAGGUGUAUAAGGGUCUGGACAUCGUUACCGCCAAGGUGACCAAGGAAGAAAAGCAAAUGGCGGUUCAUCACAUGCUAGACAUCGUUGAUCCUCUCACCUAUUUUUCCGUCAUCGACUUCAGGGAUAUGGUGCUACCGAUUGUGGACGAUUUACUAUUGAAGAAGAAGAUGCCGAUCGUCGUUGGUGGUACGAAUUAUUACAUAGAGUCUGUACUUUGGAAAAUACUUGUUUCGAAAGCGAAGACAAAUUUUCAAAACGAGAUGGAUCAAACGAAAGUGAUUUUAAGCGAUAACGACAAGAAAAAUAGAGAUGGAAACACACAGGAAACGUUGGAAAGAAGUGAAACGGAAGACGAGUCUUCGCCUUCAAAGAAGAUGAAGAUCGACGGGUGGACGAGCGAGGAGACGAACGAGGUGCUAUAUCGUAGAUUGGCCGAAAUUGAUCCGGAAAUGGCACAGCGACUUCAUCCUAAUAAUAGACGGAAGGUUAUAAGAUCCUUGGAAGUCUUCGAGGAAUACGGAAUUACGCAUAGUGAGAUUUUAAAAACACAACGAUUGGCCGGUGGUUCAGGAUUGGGUGGUCCCUUGCGUUAUCCUAAUUCAAUUAUUUUAUGGCUUCGUUGCGAUAAGAAAAUUCUUGAUGAGCGGCUAAGUCAAAGAGUCGAUUCCAUGAUCCAAGCUGGUUUGGUAGACGAGCUACUCGAUUUUCAUCGUAGGUACAACGAACAAAGGAUUAAGUCCAACACGUCACCUGAUUACACGAAAGGCAUCUUCCAGAGCAUUGGCUUCAAAGAGUUUCACGAUUACCUCAUAUUACCAGAAGAGGAGAGGGCAAGCGAGAAGGCAGAGAAGCUACUUAAACAAGGUUUAGACGAUUUGAAAAUGGUUACAAGAAGAUAUGCUAAUAAUCAACAAAAAUGGAUCAGGAAUCGCUUAAUGCGUCGAACCGAUAGACAGGUACCACCAUUGUAUGUAUUGGACUGCACCGAUUUGACUCAAUGGAAAUCAAAUGUUUUUGAUAAAGCUGUCUCAAUAAUUUCUACGAUAUUACGAGGUGAAAAACCAGAAGAAAAACCUAUUAAUGAAAAUGUCGAGAAUCAGAAAAAUACUGAUAGCAGUAAUGAAGUGCAACAUUAUUGCGAAAUUUGUGAAAGAAUAUUCAUUGGUGAAUUGCAAUGGAAUGCACAUAUAAAUGGAUUAAAGCAUAAGAAAAUUUUGCAACGCAUGAGAAAAAUUGAAAAACAAAAUUCCGGAAAUUAAAUUCUCAUAGAUUGAUACCAGAUUUCAUUGAUACAAUAUUGUAUAUAUGUAUAUCAAUAGAUAUAUAUUUGACUAUUAUAAAGAUAAGUAAUUUUUAUAUUUUUGAAUGGAAGUAUUUAGCAAUGGUCGAUAAGCUAGAUUGGUAUUGUAUCGAUAUAAGAUAAUGUAGUUUUACUUUUUUAUAUUAAAGUACCAUAAGACGUUCAUGCAGAA